AAGGGCGGCAUCGACGCGGAGGACGCUCGGCGGCGGCGCGAGGCGUCGACCAUUCAGAUCCGAAAGGACAAGAAGGAGGAGGGGCUGCAAAAGCGGCGGCGGCCCGCGGCGGCUGCAGCGGCGGCGCCCUACGGUGGCAGCUCGUCGUCGCAGCCGCCCCAGCAGGCGCGCACGGCGACGCGGAGCGCGGAGGCUCCCGAGCCCGGGCUGGCCGAGACGCUCAAGUCUCUCCCCGAGGAUGUGCAGCUGCUCAACUCGGACGACCGCGGGCAGCAGCUCGAGGCGUGCAUACGGCUGCGCAAGCUGCUCUCGAUCGAGCGGAACCCGCCGAUCGCCGAGAUCAUCGAGGCGGGCGUGGUGCCUCGACUGGUGCAGUUUCUCCACUGCUUUGACGACCCCAUGCUGGCGUUUGAGGCCGCGUGGGCGGUGACCAACGUCGCUUCGGGCACCUCGGAGCACACGCGCGUCCUCCUCGACAACGGCGCCGUGCCGGUGCUGGUGCAGCUCGCUCUCCACGAGGACUCAAACUUGCGCGAGCAGUCGAUGUGGGCCUUGGGUAACAUCGCGGGCGACUCGCCGCGGUGCCGCGAUCUGGUGCUGUCGUACGGGGUGGUGCCGCGCCUCCUGCCGCAGUGCGAGUCCUGCGAGCAGCCGCGGGCGGGGACCUCGCGGAACGCCACGUGGCUGCUCUCCAACCUCUGCCGCGGCAAGCCGCCGCCCCGUUGGGCGUUGCAACCGCUUCCCUCGCCAUCACCACCGUCGUCGCCGCUUUCGCCCCCACCACCCUCAUCCCCACACUCGCCACCGCUUCAGACCGACGAUGAGGUGCUCACCGACGCCUGCUGGGCAAUCUCGUACCUCUCGGAGCCGCCCGAGCGCAUUGCCCCGCUGGUCGAGGCGGGCGCCAUUUUGCCGCUCGUCGCGCUCCUCUCGCACACGAUGCCCUCUGUGCAAACGCCGGCGUUGCGCGCCGUGGGGAACAUUGCAGCGGGGACGGCCGCGCAGGCGGCCGCACUCAUCGCGGGGGGCGCUCUUGGCCCACUCCAACGGCUGCUGAGCACGGGCCAGACCGGAGAGCUGCGCAAGGAGGCCGCGUGGAUGCUCUCCAAUCUGACCGCCGGCGACCGGGAGCAAGUCGCUGCCGUCUGCGCGGCCGGGGUCGUGCCAAAAUUGCUCGACAUGGCGGCGCACGAGGAGUACGAGAUCAAGAAGGAGGUGGUCUAUGCGCUGUGUAAUGCUUGCUGCUUUGGCUCCGCGCAAAUUGCUUGCGGCCUCGCCCAGCUCGGCAUCGUCGUGCGGCUCUGCGAUUUGCUCGAGCUGCCGGACGCGUCGCUGCUGCUUGCGGCGCCCGUGCUCGAGGCGCUCGAGGCGCUGCUACGAGCCGGUGGCGACGGCUUCGGUAUCAAUCCGCAUGCGCGCUUGGUGGACGAGGCGGGCGGCUGCGAGAAGAUUGAGGCGCUGCAGAUGCAUGAGAAUCCAGAGGUCUUCGAGAAGGCGCAGGCGCUGCUCGAGGCCUUCUUCGGCGCAGACGAGGACGAGGAG
Molecule: messenger RNA, 1542 nt
Organism: Emiliania huxleyi CCMP1516
Lineage: Eukaryota; Haptophyta; Isochrysidales; Noelaerhabdaceae
Exons: 8
Biological process (GO): NLS-bearing protein import into nucleus
Cellular component (GO): cytoplasm; nucleus
Molecular function (GO): protein binding; nuclear import signal receptor activity
Source: RefSeq, a predicted model, not a curated record